AUGCCUAAAGUAAGACGGGCCCGAAGUAAGCCGCCCCCCGAGGGCUGGGAACUGAUUGAGCCGACACUCGAGGAAUUGGAGGCAAAGAUGAGGGACGCGGAGACGGAGACACACGAAGGCAAACGCAAGACUGAGUCCUUGUGGCCUAUCUUUAAGAUCCAUCACCAGAGGAGUCGCUAUAUCUAUGACCUCUUCUACAAGAGGANAUUGGAGGCAAAGAUGAGGGACGCGGAGACGGAGACACACGAAGGCAAACGCAAGACUGAGUCCUUGUGGCCUAUCUUUAAGAUCCAUCACCAGAGGAGUCGCUAUAUCUAUGACCUCUUCUACAAGAGGAAAGCCAUCUCGAGAGAGCUGUACGACUACUGCCUUAAGCAGCGGAUCGCAGACCAGGCGCUGAUCGCGAAGUGGAAGAAACAGGGCUAUGAAAACCUGUGUUGUUUGCGGUGCAUCCAAGUGCGGGACACCAACUUUGGCACGAAUUGCAUCUGUCGAGUGCCGCGAGAGAAACUCGAAGACCCCAACGGAACCACUCGUGAGUGCGUUCACUGCGGAUGUCGUGGCUGUUCUGGUUAG
Messenger RNA from Oppiella nova, 576 nucleotides. NCBI's taxonomy places the organism in Eukaryota, Metazoa, Arthropoda, Arachnida, Sarcoptiformes, Oppiidae. The record is from the annotation of a GenBank genome assembly.